UUUUUCUUUAAAACCCAGUUGUGUUUCAUCUUGGUUUUGUUUUUUUAGCUCUAAAUGAGUGUCAAGAUUUCAUUAAUGGGCUAUUUGUAUCAUUUUGGCUGAAAAAAAAUCCAUGCUUUUUUACUUACUUGUACUAUAUUUCCUUGUGGAUCUAUAUAUCUUGCUAUUUUUUUCUUGCUAAAAGUUUUGUGGGUUUUCAUUUUCAAGCACUAUUUCCAUCUGGGGUACCUACAAACUUUGGUUUUUUCAAGAAAAAAGUCACCUUUUUGGACCUUAUCCACAUCUUGUUCAACUUUAAGCAUUAACAAUGAGAAACCCAUUAUUGGGUUGUCAAGUUUGGGCAAUAUUUGUGUUGAUUCCAUUCAUAUCUUUAAUAGAAUCAGUUAAUGGAAUAGGGGCAAAUUGGGGAACACAGACAUCUCAUCCAUUGCCUCCUGAAACAGUAGUGAGGAUGUUAUUGGAUAAUGGGAUCCAAAAAGUGAAGCUUUUUGAUGCAGAUUAUGGUGCUCUAAGAGCUUUAAGUAAGUCUGGAAUUGAAGUUAUGGUUGGCAUACCUAAUGACAUGCUUGCUACUAUGGCUAGUAAUAUGAAAGCUGCUGAUCAUUGGGUUUCAAAAAAUGUUUCUGCUCAUCUUUCUAAUAGUGUCAACAUCAGAUAUGUGGCGGUUGGAAAUGAACCAUUCUUGGCAACAUAUAAUGGUACUUUUCUAAGAUACACCUUUUCAGCCCUCCGAAACAUCCAGGCUGCUCUGGUAAAAGCCGGACUAGGGACCAAAGUUAAGGUCACAGUGCCCCAAAAUGCAGAUGUCUACACGAGCGGGAAUGAUCCCCCAUCAGGUGGUGACUUCCGAGCCGAUAUCCAUGACUACAUUUUCCAAAUCACCAAAUUCUUAAAUGAUAACGGGUCCCCCUUCACAGUCAACAUCUACCCCUUCAUAAGUCUUUAUAUUGACUCCAACUUCCCAGUUGAGUAUGCUUUCUUUGAUGGUCAAGCAACUCCCGUGAACGAUGGUGGGGCAACCUACACAAACAUGUUUGAUGCAAAUUAUGAUACCCUUGUCUGGGCCCUACAAAAGAAUGGGUUUCCAAAUAUGGGAAUCAUAGUAGGGGAAAUUGGUUGGCCUAGUGAUGGGGAUCGGAAUGGUAAUAACGAGUAUGCUCAAAGGUUCAUGCAAGGGUUCAUGACUCGUAUGGCUGCUGGAAAAGGGACGCCUAUGAGACAGGGGCCGAUUGAAGCAUAUUUAUUUAGUUUAAUCGAUGAAGAUCAAAAAAGCAUUCAACCCGGAAACUUUGAAAGGCAUUGGGGAGUGUUUUACUUUGACGGGCAGCCCAAAUACUCACUGAAUCUUGGCACAACCACCAAUGGGGCUCUUGUCCCUGCCCGCAACUUGAAAUACUUGCAGAGGAAGUGGUGUGUGCUUAAGGAUUCGGUUAAGAUGGAUGACCCAUCAAUAGCUCAGUCAGUGAGUUAUGCAUGCGCACUUGGUGAUUGCACGAGUCUAGGGUAUGGAACUUCUUGUGGCAAUUUGAAUAUUGAACAGAAUGUUUCAUAUGCUUUUAAUAGUUAUUACCAGAUAAACAAUCAGCUGGAUGAAGCAUGUAAGUUCCCAAAUGUUUCCACGAUCACAAAAGACGACCCCUCAACUGGAACCUGCAGGUUUGGGAUCAUGAUCGAGCCGUACUAUGGGGGUGCUGACAGAAGGGUUGGCUCAGGUGGAUUUCUUGCAGGACUGGUUCUUUUAUUGCUUACAGUUCUGUAAAUGACUUAAGUUGUUUUAUGUCUCAAACCAAUGAACUUAUUAUGGUGAGGAGCAUCAAUCAAAUUGUGAAUUUGAGCUCUUCAAUUUUGUAUGCGACUUUUGGGUUUAAUUUGGCUUUGAGACUGUUUUUGUCA
Molecule: messenger RNA, 1893 nt
Organism: Erigeron canadensis
Lineage: Eukaryota; Viridiplantae; Streptophyta; Magnoliopsida; Asterales; Asteraceae
Product: glucan endo-1,3-beta-glucosidase 6-like
Exons: 2
Coding region: 308-1759 (483 amino acids)
Biological process (GO): carbohydrate metabolic process
Cellular component (GO): plasma membrane
Molecular function (GO): hydrolase activity, hydrolyzing O-glycosyl compounds
Source: RefSeq, a predicted model, not a curated record